This is a messenger RNA of Nanorana parkeri, 1054 nucleotides long. RefSeq names its product aldo-keto reductase family 1 member B (gene AKR1B1). Gene Ontology annotation, molecular function: aldose reductase (NADPH) activity. NCBI's taxonomy places the organism in Eukaryota, Metazoa, Chordata, Amphibia, Anura, Dicroglossidae. The coding region runs from base 60 to 1016 and encodes 318 amino acids. The record is from RefSeq and is a predicted model, not a curated record. Gene Ontology annotation, cellular component: cytosol. The transcript has 10 exons.
UAGAAAGCGACGGCUGUUCGCACUGUCAGACAGACAGUCAGUCAUUGUCAGGAGCAGACAUGAAGGGGCCGUUGUACGUGGAGCUCUACACCGGGGCCAAGAUGCCCAUCCUGGGCCUGGGGACAUGGAAGUCAGAACCAGGCAAAGUGACGGCGGCUGUGGAGGCGGCUUUAGAUGCGGGGUACAGGCAUUUGGACUGCGCCUUUGUGUAUCAGAAUGAGAACGAGGUCGGAGAGGGCGUUCAGAAGAAGAUCAAAGAAGGUGUGGUGAAGAGGGAGGACAUCUUCGUCACCAGCAAGCUGUGGUCCACUUUUCAUGAGAAGUCGAUGGUGAAAGGAGCCUGUCAGAAGACCCUUGCUGAUUUGAAGCUUGAUUACCUGGACUUGUAUCUGGUUCACUGGCCAACAGGAUUUAAGGCUGGAGAUGCAUUAUUUCCCAUUGAUGACCAGGGCCUGGUGAUCCAAAGCGACACAGACUUCUUGGACACUUGGGAGGCAAUGGAAGAGCUAUUGGAUGCUGGGCUUGUGAAAGCCAUCGGAAUCUCUAACUUCAACCACGAGCAAAUUGAGCGGUUGUUGAACAAGCCAAACUUGAAGCACAAACCAGCGGUCAACCAGUUUGAAUGCCAUCCUUACCUAACCCAGCAGAAGCUCAUCAAUUACUGCCAUUCCAAAGGCAUCGCAGUGACUGCAUACAGCCCGUUGGGAUCUCCAGACAGACCCUGGGCCAAGCCAGAGGAUCCUUCCCUUUUAGAUGACCCAAAAAUCAAAGCGAUUGCUGCUAAGCAUAAAAAGACCUCUGCCCAGGUUCUGCUCCGCUUCCCUAUUCAGAGGAAGUUGGUUGUUAUCCCAAAAUCUGUAACUCCUCAGCGCAUUGUGGAGAACUUCCAGGUAUUUGACUUUGAACUGUCUGAGGAAGAAAUGAAAGAGAUAUUGAGCUUUGAUCGGGACUGGAGGGUCUGUGCAUUGUCUACAGCCAAAAAACACAAGGAUUACCCGUUCAGUGUGGAGUAUUGAGCAGAUGUGUGUCCGGUUAAUGCCGUGGCGGUUUCUGC